This is a messenger RNA of Knipowitschia caucasica, 1578 nucleotides long. NCBI's taxonomy places the organism in Eukaryota, Metazoa, Chordata, Actinopteri, Gobiiformes, Gobiidae. The record is from the annotation of a GenBank genome assembly.
AUGGUAUGUGAGCUGAAGUUGGGCUUCGGAGCCGCUCUGUCGGAGCUGAGUCAGAUCCAGACCUCGGACUCCUUCAUCAGAGAUGAGCUGGAGGACAAUCGCCGCAGUUGCCACAAGAGGGCGCACCGCCUGGAAACGCUGGUGGACACUCUCAGGCAGGUGGCGAUGCAGCUGCUACACUCUGAAUGGGAGUAUGUGUCAACUCUGAACCAGCUGUAUGAGCGCUACAGGAGGCCCCCGGACUACCACCUCUGCCCCCAGCCCUAUGAGACAUACGUGAGCUUUGUGGAGCAGCUCCUCCAGAGGCAGCUCCUGUUCCGGAACACGCUGCAGGAGCGACUCUCGGCCCAACACUGGAAGUCUCUGAUCGGGGACGUUCUGGUCCAGCUGCUCGGACACAACGAUUCCUCGUUCUCAGACAUGUAUUUGGGCUACACCAGGACGCUGGCCUCGUUCCUCUCUCUGGAGUUCAACCGCCUCAAACAGCAGAGCCACAAGCAGCAGAGCCACAAGCAGCAGAGCCACAAGCAGCAGAGCGGUGAUCAGGAGCAGGAGGAGAUGAAACUUCUGUCUCUGCUUCUGGCUCCAGUGUCAAGGAUCCAUGGGUAUCUGAGCCACAUCCAGAGCUUGUUGCAGUGGACGGGAAAAGACCAUCCAGACUGCAGCCUCCUCCUGGGCUCCGAGCGCUCGCUGAGGUCCCUCCUGAACCAGUGCCACGAGAUCCUGGAGCAAAACGUGAGAUGGGAGGAGCCACAGGAACCAGGAGUCUGCAGUGACACAACUGCCUCUGGUGGCAUCUCUGGGAACUGCAGGGAAGACAAGACAGGAGCAAAGAGCGACGCCGCUCUCGCUCCCUGCCCGUCUCUGCGUGUGGAGUGUCUCUCCUGCAGCCCGAUCCGCCGCAAAUCCUCCUCUCUCCUUCAGAAACCUUCUCCUCCAGACCCCAGGAGCUGCCCUCACUGCUGCUCCCUGCACCUCCUCACCCCCCAGGAGCCCGCCCCGCUGUGGGGAGAGACCAGUGACUCAGGCCAGGGCACCUACAGCCACAGCCCAGGGAGAGCCAGGGAGGAGGUCGACAGCGACUCCUUCAGCUCAGUCACCUCCUGCAGCAUGGACGAAAAUCUGAGAAGAGAGGAGGAGGAGGAGGGGGAGGAGGAGGAAGAGGACAGUCAUGUACCAGUGCUGCUGAAGCCACGGGAGAGAACGGUGUGUUUGCGGUGGCAGAUUCCCAGACUGACGCCUCACCCUCCUCUGCACCAGGACCAGGAGAAGGAGGAGGAUGAGGAGGAGGGAAUGACAAGGCCUACGAUCCUCAAGACGCCGCGGUCUCCUCCCAAAAGUGCUUUCAGACCCAUCUGGGACGACCCCUCCAAGCAGCUGGACUCGGCUCCAGAGAGAGACUGCAGACAGGUCUUUAUCCCGAUCCAGACGCCCAGACCAAGCUUCCACCUGUUUAACACUCACCGAGAAAACCUCAGACAGAACCUGCUGCAGCAGAGAGGAGCGCCCCCCGGUGGAAACACAGCAGCAUCACUGUGGGACGACAGCGACAGCGAGGGCCCUUGCAGCACGGUCUGA